UCUAGUGCCUGACAUCUCCGCCAGCUGUUUGGUGUUCACCACUUUUUUCCAUUCUUCCAUACCAAGGCCGGCCUUAUUUUUCAUUUCAAUUCUUUUCUUUAGACCCCUUUGCUGGCACUGACGUCUAUUCAUUCGUGUGUUUGUAUUCUUCUGCCUUCUCUCAUCCGCUCUUCGCAAAUCGAUCGAUUAUUCUUCCCACCCCGAUCCAACCGGUUACAACUCGACCUCGAACAGCAUCAACCAAGGGCCAUGGUCGGAAGUGAUUGACAAGAGGAAAACCUUGGCGACUAUCAUCGGUCCGGAACGGAUAGGAUAGGAUAGGAUGACAGGAGAGAAGGGAAUGGCUCCUCACGCAGUGCCACGGGCCCAGAGGCCCUCCAAGAGACGAGCACCACCCGCCAACAUCGCCGUACCGCCUUUGCUUUGGGACCGCGAUGCCGAGUCUGACGAUGAGUACGCCAACCAAGUGAGAAACGCCGCAGGAGGCGUAUGGAAACGGGCCAUCGAUGCUGGACGCAGGUAUGCGGAUUCGGCAGUAGACCGCCGCUCAGACAGCGACAGCGACGAUAAGGCGCGGAAAAACCAACUCAAGAACCCUCCUCCCCAACAACAACAGCAACCCCCUUCAAGCCCGGACACCCCGAAAGCUGUGAGGCCUUCCAACAAUGUGGCAUCAGGAAAGUUGCCUUUGGCAACUCUCCGUCCGCCGCCCGCAUCGAUUCGUCCUCCUCCGGCGGUCGUUGCCGCACCGGCUGUGCAACCGACUCCCGUGAGAACGACACCCGCUGCUACAUCGAAACCCCCAGCUGUACAGGUUCCAGUUUAUGUCGAACAACCCCAAGAGACUUACGCACAACCUCAAGAGACUUUCAUCGCUCACCCCGAGAUUCCUGUCGAGGCACCGGAGCGUCCUCCCACCCCGCCGCCUCCACCACCUGAAGAGCCCGCACCAGCACCAGUUCUAGCUCCGGCUGAGCCUGACCCACCACCACCACCUCCGCCUGAACCCGAACCCCCAGCAGCGCCGCCAGCUACCAUGACUGUCACGGCGGCUCCGCGAACUGUCACCCUCAUCUCAACCAUGAAGCAACCGGAUUCGCCCAAGAAGCCCAAGUUCACUCCGUCACCACCGCCUCCUCCAGUAAUUACUCCCACUCCUACAGUCCCGCCUGCAGUCAUCGCUCCCAGCGGGCCUCUUGCCCUGCCCCCUUUGCCAUCGGUUGAUCCCUCAGCCCCGAGGAAAGGCAUCGAUGGAGAGAAGCACUCAACGCCUACCAUCACAGCCACUCUCGCCUCAGCAGUACUCCCAGCCGAGACCAUUUCAGCGUUGCCAGGCUUGGCCAGUGGUGGUUCCAGCAAGGAUGAUGGCAGACCGCCAAGAAUGAACCCCGAGACAGAGCAUGCCCUCAUUGCUGUUGGCUCAAUAGGAUCAUUCAUCUUUGCGUCAUUCCUGGUGUGGAUUGUGUGGAGGACAAUGAAGAGGGCGGGACGCAUGAGAAGGGAAAGGGAGUCUGGUUACCAAGGUGACAGGCCAGGUGGCAUUGGCUCAAAGAUCCCCUUCUUCAAGGGAUCUAGUGGAUGGGAAAACCUCGACGGACGACGAAGCGAACCACCUCAGUACGAGAAGGGACAGCGAGGGACACUACGCCUGGACACGGGGUUCUAUGGCCCCGACGGCAAACCCGCCCCCUACGUUACCAACGGCACAUACCCUGCCAACUACACAAUGUCGCCAGCUGAUAAUCGCGGCAGCCCCAUUCACCAGAGUCCUACAGGCACCAUCCCCAUGAGGAUGAACAAUGUCAGUGGGCAAGGCACAUACAACAGUCAACAAAACCCGUUCAGCAAUCAACAGAGCGCUUACACGAGCCAAGUCGGCACGUAUGACAGCCAAACCGGGACUUACAUCAGCCACGCGCCCAGUGGGUCCCUUACUCACAUUAUCGGACAGUACGGCAGCCCAACAGACCCCAACCUGACCCUAAGGUCAGGCGUGGGCGCCGGUGCCUACUUUAACCAGUCUGAGCUCGCCCGCCAGCCCUCGGACGCCUAUGACCCGGCUAGGCGUCAAGUCAACCGGGCCAGCGAGCUUUCGUCCAUCUCUUCUGGCUUCGGCGAUGGUGACAUCAUUGUACCCGGAAUGCCUGGCAUGGUGCUCCAGCCGCCUCCCCCAGUGUCACAGUCACUGAGAGCCAGUCAGAACGGCGUCGGUCGCUUCUCAUGGAUGAGCAAGACGAACCGUGAAACAGUAUACACAGAGGCUAGCGAGGACCUUCCAGCGAGGUUCAGGACGGUCGACAGCUGGGUCAACCAGCAGACCGGCCGCGUCAAGAGAGCACAAGCCAGGCCAGAGACGGACGAAGACAUCCCGCCCGUGCCGGGUUUACCGGCCGGGACAGGCCAAAACGGCAUGCCGCCUGAACCCCAAUUUACCAUGAUGAUGCCGGACGGGGAGGUACCCCGGCGGCCGGAUUUGGGGCCGAACGCGUAGUAGCUCGUCCAACAGACGUGACCCGGACACAACACACACAAGAGGCAACUUUUCUUUGUUUUCAUACCCAAGCAUGGCGCGGAUUAACAGGAUUCCAAUGAGGUGGAAGGGAAGAGGGGAGGAAGGGCAGUGGGAGGCUGGGAGCGGGUUGUAAUACCAAAGGUCAUAUCACAUACACACGCUUUGACACAAAGAGAGAGAGAGCGCGAGAAAGAGAUGGGAGCCGAGAGGCGAUCGCUUUGUACAAACAAUACUUUUUCACACACACACUCAAACAAAACCGAACAAUAUGUACCCAUACGACUUCUGCAAAUGCUUCCUUCUUCAAGCCUGGCGCUUGGGUGGCUCUGCGGAGUUAGACAUCAUUCACAUAGCGCGUGUUCUUUCUUUCCC
Colletotrichum scovillei is the source of this 2884-nucleotide messenger RNA. RefSeq lists its product as uncharacterized. The transcript is spliced from 3 exons. Lineage: Eukaryota; Fungi; Ascomycota; Sordariomycetes; Glomerellales; Glomerellaceae. The record is from RefSeq and is a predicted model, not a curated record. The coding region runs from base 323 to 2491 and encodes 722 amino acids.